AUGUCGGAGGAAAAGCAGUAUAACUUCAUUGCAAUUACGGAGGAUAUAAUGCUACCCGUCGACGAAAUCGCUCGGCUCAAACAGGAGCUCGAGUCGCUCAAGAACGCGAAUCCUUUUCGCAUGGCCGAACUGGCCCUCGAGAUCCAGAUCGAGAGAUUGCGCGUCGUCGAGAUAACUGCGGCGCGCGAUGCGGCCCUGCAACGGCUCUCCGACAGCUAUGUUUCCAUCCGCCAAAAGAAUGAGCUGAUUGAGCGGAUGUUCCAGGAACGCGACGGAAAAGAUAUAGGAAGCGUUCCUCUCUCGCUCAACUUCGGGUUCAGUACGGACCAAGUAGAAGCCGAGCAGUUGAAGGCGCAUAUAUCCACUUUGGAGACGGAAAACGGCGAGUUGCGGUUGGCGAUCCAGCAACUUCAAGAACAGGCGCUCAUCGCCAAGGCCAUCGACCCCCCACCGUCAUACGAGAGGGAGCCGACCAAGUCUAUGCUAGUUGACGCUGGGAUUCAAACCGAAGAAGAUUCUGCCGGCGUCCUCGUGUAUAGCGAAGACGGUGCAGAGGUCAAUUAUGUACCACCGAAGACAGAAGACCCAGCGAUUCUCGCAAAUGCCAGAAACACUGUGUUGGCGGAUAUCCCACUUCCGAACAAUCCUCCAGACGAUACCUUAAAUGCGAUCGUGAUUCCUCCUCCGUUUACUCUUCACGAAUUCCUGAAUGGAGCGCCGGGAUCUUUGAGGACACUGCUUUCGAACUACAGGAUCUUGCACAACGCAACUACAUAUUGGUGUCCUGACAGAGAAGAGCACGGCUACAUGUAUGCGCCUGUAUUCAAAUGCAGUACCAACCCUAGGAUAUCAACUGCCCAUCGUUGGUCUCCAGUCGACGUAGUUGGGAGGAUGAACAAACCGACAGAGUGUUUCUACAACAGAGAAGGGCUGUGGUAUUAUGCUGGCUCGUAUGUGGCGUUCAAAAUGGACGAGCUCUCCCCGAAAGAAUGGGCUCAGCUAUCAGGCGAGACGAGUUCCGCGAUAGUCAAAGAAACGAUCGCAGGACGCAAGAACACAUCACCUCAGAACACCUAUGAAGCAACUCAAUUAUAUGUCGCUGGGGCUCUCAAAGUCGCCUGCGUCGCUUUGAGAUGCGUGGGGUUCAACCACGAGGUGUAUCGCUCCCUCCUCGAAUACUCGAUCAGGUUCGGCGAGAGCAAGUGGAAGUCGCUGGCAACGGCGAGUGCGAACGUCCUGGCGGCUGCCGCUAGCGUCUCUAGUGUUUCUGGAUCUCCAUCCGGCGCCAAUAGUCCAGCUUCUGGCGCGAGUACCCCACAUAGCCAGCCGAGUGGUACGCCGACCCCGCCGGCACGGAUGCAGAUGCAGACGCCCGCUCCUCUGCGCCACAUUCCACGUACCCCGACUCAUCCAACGCACCUCAGCUCUGCGGCCUCAGGGAGCCCAUCAACUACCCUGGGCCAUAGUCAGGGCUACGGCGUUAAUCCUGUGAGGUUGGUCGGGACCCCACCUGUGUUGGGGCUGGGGCUGGGCUCAUCGGCGUGGAAUGUCCACUCCGCUGCUGCCAUGAUGAUGACACCACCGGCCAGCACAGAUGGUAAGGCAACCUUGAGAGUGCUGCAGGAGAAACACUUGCCUGAGGGCGGAGAAAACCUAGCGGACAUGGGUAAAAACUGA
Molecule: messenger RNA, 1677 nt
Organism: Cyclocybe aegerita
Lineage: Eukaryota; Fungi; Basidiomycota; Agaricomycetes; Agaricales; Hemipholiotaceae
Source: the annotation of a GenBank genome assembly